AUGACGCCUUUGGCGAAACUAAAAUGUAAAUCUGAAGUAAAAGAAGCCGCGGCGGAUGAUAUAGAGCUUCUAGUUGUGGUAGUCGUUGAUGUUGUUAUGUUAUCUUCUCUCCAUUCUGUUGUUGCUUCGCUUCCCUCAUCCGCACCCGUCACACAGUCUAUAGUGGACCAAGACUUUGCUGUGCUCGUAGACUUUACGUUAAGCGAAGAGACUGUGUUAGAUGAGGAUGUUGCAGAGCUUGGAAGCGUUCCCGUAAACGGAAAUGUUGAAAUGAAAGGAGACGACAUAUUCGUUGGUCUCGUUAUAGUUAUUGUAGACGGAGACGUCGCAUUUGUCGAUGAAUUGGUGUUAUUCAAAGAUGAUGUAGUGUUCGGAGCCACUGCAGUGGUGGAAGAUUUUAUGGUAAUUGAAAAGGUUGUGGCAGAUGGAGAUGUCGCAGUGGUCGGCGAUACUGUGGUGAACGGAAAACUUGAAGUGAAAGAAGACGAAAUAUUUUUUGAUGGCGAUACAGGCGAUAGGCUCGUUAUAGUUAUUGUAGACGGAGACGUCGCAUUUGUCGAUGAAUUGGUGUUAUUCAAAGAUGAUGUAGUGUUCGGAGCCACUGCAGUGGUGGAAGAUUUUAUGGUAAUUGAAAAGGUUGUGGCAGAUGGAGAUGUCGCAGUUAUCGACGAUACUGUGGUGAACGGAAAUGCUGAAGUGAAAGGAGACGAUAUAUUUGUCGACGACGAUACAGUGAACGGGCCUAUUAUAUCGGUUGUAGAUGUUGUUGUAGACGAAGACGUUCUAUUUUUCAAUGACGUUGUAUACGCCAGAGAUGUUGCUGGAGACGUAGUUGUAGCAGACGAACUGAAAAAACAAUACUCUCUUCACGUCCAGCAAAUCGUCCAAGCAUAA
This is a messenger RNA of Enterobius vermicularis (human pinworm), 894 nucleotides long. The record is from the annotation of a GenBank genome assembly. NCBI's taxonomy places the organism in Eukaryota, Metazoa, Nematoda, Chromadorea, Rhabditida, Oxyuridae.